Molecule: messenger RNA, 2670 nt
Organism: Plasmodium vivax (malaria parasite P. vivax)
Lineage: Eukaryota; Apicomplexa; Aconoidasida; Haemosporida; Plasmodiidae
Exons: 1
Coding region: 1-2670 (889 amino acids)
Biological process (GO): endoplasmic reticulum membrane fusion
Cellular component (GO): endoplasmic reticulum
Molecular function (GO): GTP binding; GTPase activity
Source: RefSeq, a predicted model, not a curated record
AUGGACACUAAAACGCAAAUCAUCGACUACGAUGGAAACAUCAUGGAGGAUCUAAAAGAGUGGAUGAUUAGGAACAAGCUAGCCAAUCUCGGGUUCAACUACAACGUGAUAGCAAUUUUGGGGAGCCAGAGUAGCGGGAAAAGUACCCUGCUGAACAAUUUAUUUAAAACGUCAUUCGAUGUGAUGAAUACCAAACUGGGUCAUAGCCAGACAACCCAGGGGUUAUGGUUAAGUUUCGACACAUUUGAGGAUAGUUCGGCUGGCCCCUCCGAGCAGGGAAGUACCACCAGGAAAGUGAACCCCACGCUGAUUUUAGACGUCGAGGGGAAUGACUCCAAAGAAAGGGGAGACAACCGCCUAACCUUUGAGCACAGAUCAGCGCUGUUCUCUUUAGCGCUAGCGGACUGCGUAAUUGUAAACCUGUGGUACCACUCGUUAGGGAAUUUCACAGCAUCGAAUUAUGGACUGUUAAAAACGGUGAUGGAGGUAAACCUGGAGCUGUUUCAGCAGGAUGAAAAUUGCCCCAAAACGAUUUUGCUCUUCACAGUGAGAGACUGGUUCGAAGAGUUCGCGUCGAUAGACAUUGUGAAGAAUAAAAUUGUGGAGGAGUACUUAAACAAAAUUUGGACCGAAAUGAAAAAGCCACCAGAGGCAGAGAAAGUAAAUAUAAGUAACUACUUCAUCGUAGAAGUGGUAGGGUUAUCUCAUGGAAUUAUUAAAAAGGAAGAAUUUUUAAAAGACGUAGAAAAUUUAAGGCAAAAAUGGAUCAACCAGUUGAGACCUCUCCAAUAUUCGAGGAACAUCCCUUCAGAUGGUUUCGCCCACUAUUGCAAUAACAUUUGGAACACCAUCGUGAAGCAAUCCCAGUUGGACAUUCCAUCCCAGAAGGAAAUGCUAGCAACGUUUAGAUGCCAGGAAAUUAAAAAUAACGUGAUUAGUAAUGCGUCCAAAGUGAUAAAGGAGAAGUUAGCCGCGUCAUCCUCGCAACAUAGUAGUACCUCCAUUGAUGAGUUUAAACCCUGGGCUGAAAAGGAAGUGGUGGAAAAGAGCCUCGAUGAAUACUUUGUAGACGCCUCCCGGUACACAGAAAGCAUAUGCCUAAAGACGUCAGAAGAAUUGCUGGACAGUCUAUUCAUACAAUUGCAAACCAUCGUGGAUAAUAAUUUGAAUUUUACGCAGAGGGUGCUGGCGGCCAAAUUUGCAAACGAGCUGAACACCAUGUAUAGCGUUUGCGCCUCCGACAAGAAUGUGUUCCUCUUCAGCAAGGAGUCCAAUUUGCAGGUGCGUAAAGACGGCAAGGGGGGGAGUAGCCCAUCCGCGGGUGAUAAGAAGGAUACGAAGGAUACACGUAGCAGCCAAGACAAAUGCAUUCGCCUGUGGUCCAGUUUCCUUCUCAAUGCGGAUAAGCUAGAGUACAACACGCUGUGCAAAUUCUUUGAGGAUUACCAAAAGUGCAACAUUGAAGUUAAGAAAAGAAAUAAAACCCACGAGUUUAAUUAUAAGCCCUCCUUGAGCAUCCUCUCCACGGCCAUUUGCAAAGACCUUAACAGAAUUAGAAAUGCGCAGCUCACCGUCCUGUUGGACCGAACCAGGGCCACCAUCAAAAGUAGAUUUAAAAAUAUGGAAAGUCUCCUCAUCACCACGAAGAACCCGGAGGAGUACUGGAAUCACACGCUCAAAAUUGUUAAGGCGCUGCAGGAAAGUAUAAAUAGCAAUCUCACCAAGUGCUUCAUAAAUCUCAAAGGGGGAGGAGCGGGCCCAGGUAGUAUCACCACCGCUGGCAUUAUUCCAAAUGGAGGGUUAUAUAACGACGAGGAUAAUACAUUCCAUGAGGAUAACCUGGUCGAAGCACACAACUCGCUCAGCGAUAAUCAAACUGGUCAUGAAAACGACCAUUACGUAGAGGAAAACCUCCUAAACUUCCACAAAAUUGACGUAAUUAAAAACAAAGGCAAAUACAUCAGCACUGUAGGAGAAGAGAUUGACAAGCAGGUGAAAAACAAAAAUGCCAUUGCAGAACUGAACAGCUACUACCUAGACGAAAUAAUGGAUGUACUUAAAAGUAAGCUAGACGAAAUCUCAGACAAUUUAUCCUCCAUCAUAAUUCAAAGAUUUGAGUCUGUGUUUAAUUACGAUGAUGCGGAACAACCGAGACAGUGGCGUGAGAUCUCCAUGGCGGAAUUGAAAAAGAUUUUCCGAGAAUCCAAAAAUUAUGCUUUUCUAAUUAUUGACAUUCUUCAGAAAAAUGUUCAGGUGGAGAUCAUUGAUGAUUACUUACCAAAUAAUUUUAUAAAAGAUGAAAUUGUUGAGAAGGGGAAGAAUAAGGCCAAGCGGAAGAUCCAAGAAAUGUGCAGAGAUGCUCAGUAUAUCCAGGAAACCGGUGCUAAAAUGAGUUUAAAAAAUGUGCCUCUUUUUUUCUGGGUUAUUUUGUUAAUCCUAGGAUGGAACGAGCUUUUAUUUUUUACUCGCUUCUUUUUCCGCCUGAAUAUCAUUUUGCCGCUGUUCUUGGCCGCCGCCGUCAUUCUGUCGACCCUCGUUUUUAAUGGCAACAUGGAGGUGCUUUCCAUCAUCAACAAGGCGGUAUUUUUCCUGGCCAAGAAUUCGUUCGGCGUUUACCGGCAGUUGCAGGCGAUGGGCGGCAAGGCCGCGCAGGGGGCAGCGGCGGAUUAG